Messenger RNA from Westerdykella ornata, 1794 nucleotides. Its product is annotated as putative MFS transporter. The transcript has 5 exons. Gene Ontology annotation, biological process: transmembrane transport. Gene Ontology annotation, molecular function: transmembrane transporter activity. Gene Ontology annotation, cellular component: membrane. The record is from RefSeq and is a predicted model, not a curated record. The coding region runs from base 149 to 1756 and encodes 535 amino acids. NCBI's taxonomy places the organism in Eukaryota, Fungi, Ascomycota, Dothideomycetes, Pleosporales, Sporormiaceae.
UGGGAACCCUCAACCUUCCUUUUGAUAUUGAAUCAAUCGACCUUGUGAAAUGUUAUCUUGGCAUUUGAUUUGGAAGCGUAUCUGUAGCUUCUCUCCCCCGCCGGUGACAGUAUCUCCAGCCUUUUUCUUUUGACCGUUAUCAUUCGCCAUGUCCUCCGGCUCAGUUCGCGACGAAGAAGAAGAAGAAGAAGAAGAAGAAGAGCGCUUAAUCAAGAAAGCUUUAGAUAGCAAGAAAAAUACCACACCGUACUGGCGGCCCGUGAUUUUGAUCACGAUGAUGUUCAUUAUCCACGGCACGGGUUAUUUCAUAAGCGCUGCAUCGCAAACCCAGCUCCUCGAAGACAUCAUAUGUCGCAACCACUAUAGAGGGCAGCGGCCACAGCCCGAAUUGCAGAGUGCUAUCUCUUCGAAAGAAUCCUGCAAAGCCGCUGCAGUGCAGGAGAUCCUUGCCGAGUUGCUUGGAAUGCAGACUUUCUUCGAUGGCAUUCCUGGGUUGCUACUUGCUAUUCCUUACGGCGCGCUGGCUGAUAAGUAUGGACGGAAACCAAUCCUUAUCAUGAGCAUGUUCGGGCAGGUGUUGGGCUUUGCUUGGGUCAUCUUUAUAUGCUGGGCGGAACUGCCUUUGAAAAUAAUAUGGCUCUCAUCAGCUUUCACAGUGGUUGGAGGUGGUAGCACUGUUGCUGCAUCCAUUGUCAUGAUGGUGAUCGCUGAUGUGAUUCCCGAAUCUGAACGCUCAAAAUUAUUUUUUUAUCUUCAAGGAGGCUUUAUAUGCUCCGAACUCGUAGGGCCUCCCUUAGGGUCAGUUCUCAUGGGAAAGAGCCCGUGGAUCGCGAUCCUACUUGGAUUUGGAUUUAUCGUUGUUGCAUCAAGCCUAGCCUUAUUCGUCCCGGAGACCUUCGAGGGCCGCAAGAUCUCAGAAACAGCUACUUCGCCGUCAAUGGACACAUAUCAGUCACUCCCCCCUGACGAGGAAUCUCUGGAUGAUGAGCUCCUCGGGCCAAAGCAACUUCGUUCCACUGCCACUUCCUGGUUUCGUCACUGCCUACAGACAUUUAUGUUUGUUCUGAGCCAUGGAAGUGUCGUAUCAUUGGUAGCAACCUUCUUUAUCGCCGACUUUAGCCGGCAGUCUCUUUCACUUCUCGUGCAGUAUGUGUCCGAACGAUAUUCGUGGUCGCUAGCUAGGGCGAGUUGGCUGACAUCAUUUCGCGCUGGUUUCCAGCUCCUUUUCUAUCUAGCAGUUUUCCCAGCCACUGACGCUUGGUUAAUACAGAAAAUGGGCUGGCAAGCUAAGAUCAAGGAUCGCAGGAUGGCAAAGCUUACCAUAUUCUUGAUUGCCAUCAGCUUUAUAUUCCUUGCCCUGGCCCCACAAGUGUGGCUUAUUUUAAUUGGCCUGAUCAUCUACGCCGUUGGGAGCGGGUUUAACACUUUUACACGCUCGCUUGUAAGCUCCUUAGUGGACCCUGCGAUGAUUGGUACGCUUUAUUCUACCUUGUCUGUCGCCGAUACCACUGGCUCGUUACUUGCCGGGCCGUUGGUUGCAACGACUUACAAAUUGGGUAUGCAAUUGGGAGGAAUAUUUCACGGAAUGCCCUACAUGUUGUCAUUCGGGCUGUGCGCCAUUGCUGCUUUAGUUAUGAGCAGGUUGAAGUUGAACGAUGGCACGCCCAAGGAUGAUAAUAGAGCAGUUCCCACCGGAAACUUGGCCGUUAGAACUAGCGCAACUGACAUUGAAAGUCUAUCCGAUGCGUUAAGCUAGCUUUCAUGUAUGAAGACUCAAUAAGUCAAUGCUCUGUC